AUGCUGGAGGAGAAGGUGGAGCCCAACGUCGUCAGCUACAGCGCUGGGGUGAGCGCGUGCGAGAAGGGCGAGCAGUGGCUCCGGGCUCUGGUGCUGCUCAGGGAGAUGCGGGAGGCGACGCUGGAGCCUGACGAAACUUCCUCUCUUCAAGUGCCCGGGGCGCGGCUCCGCAGCGGCCCGGGCAGGCCCCGGCCCGCCCGCGGCGCCCCGGGGGCUGCUCCACGACGGCCUCUAGGAGGGCCCCGAGAGGUCAGCUGCAGCGCUGGUAUCAGCGCGUGCGAGAAGGGCGAGCAGUGGCAGUGGUCUCUGGCGCUGCUGAGCGAAAUGUGGGCGGCGAAGCUGGAACCCAACGUCAUCAGCUACAGCGCCGGGAUCAGCGCGUGCGAGAAAGGCAGACAAUGGCAGCGGGCGCUGUCGCUGCUCAGCGAGAUUCGGCAGGCGAAUUUGAAGCCCGACGCCAGCAGCCCUACAGCGCCGGGAUCAGCGCGUGCGAGAAAGGCAGACAAUGGCAGCGGGCGCUGUCGCUGCUCUGCGAGAUGCGGCGGGCGAGCUUGGAGCCCGACGCCAGCAGCCGCAACGCUGGGAUCCUGGCUUGCGCUAGAGGCGGGCAGGAUCAGCGGGCGAUCUGGUUGCUCAAGGAGACGUGGGAUGCGAAGCUCGAGCCCAACGCCGUCAGUUUCAGCGAUGCAAUCAUGCAUGCGAUGCGCAGAUGAAUGCAGAGUAGGCCAAACUAAAGUCCUGGGGUCAUCGCGUGUGGGAAUGGCAGCUAACCGCACCAGCCUUCAGAGGGAUGGCCAGGAGCGAAGACGGAGCCGAAAUCUCAUCAGCGACGACGCUCGGGCCAGCGCGAGCGAGAUUGGUGUCAACUGGCAGCAGGUUAAUUAUGUUGCUGGUCAGCGAGAGUGGGGGAUGAGAAGUUUGAGUCGACAAAUUUGA
Prorocentrum cordatum is the source of this 936-nucleotide messenger RNA. Lineage: Eukaryota; Dinophyceae; Prorocentrales; Prorocentraceae. The record is from the annotation of a GenBank genome assembly.